ACAGCAGUACAGAGGACAAGGCAGCUCCUGUUUCGAUGAUGAGCAGCAUGGCCAGCGUGGGGAGGCCCAAAGCAGUGUCUCAUUGUGUCGUUGGGAAGGAGAAGGAGAGGACAUGGUCUCGUGACAACGACAGGCUGAAAACAGUGUCUCCUUGCAUCAAAGGAAAACCCAGAGCUGUCUCUCCAGGCAUGAUAGGGGAGCAGAGGGCAGUGCCUCCUUGGAGGCCAGAGUCGAUGUCUCCAGGUGUGAUAGGAAGAGAUAGGGCAUGGUCCCUUGGUGUGCUCCAGACCACCAGCGGCUACAGCAGUGUGACCCCAUGCCAGACCACUACUAAGACUCUCCGAGUGACGGACAUCUUGGACUCCAAACCAGAGCCAACCAAGGCCCCUGUCAAGAUCCGGCCCCCCAGCCCACGUCCCCCACCCCCCAAGGAGCCCAUUUUCAGUCGCAACCUGUCCAGUGACCCUCCRGUCCAGCCCAUCAUAAGACGUAGGGCCCAGUCUUUGCCCUCGGUCCACGAGAGAAUUAGAGACCGCCAGGUACGCUUCGUGGACUCCUUGGGGCUGGAGCUGGAGGAAGUCAAGGUGUUCAGCAACGGAGAGGAGCCUCGGAUUCCCGCCCACGUCUUCUCCAGACUUCUCAUGAGCGCUGAGAUGAACUCAGGGCGGUCCCUGGAGCUUUCCUUGCCUUACUUCAAACCCUGUUUUCCCGAAAACACGGGCUCCCAGCCGGGAUUCGUUAAGCGUCUGGUGGAGCAGGUCGUCUCUCUGGACCAGGUCUUGUGUUCUGAGCUGGGCAUCAUCGGCAAGGUGCAGGUCCUCAACCUGGCCUUCAACAAGGAGGUGACGAUCCACUACUCCUUCACCAACUGGAGGAGCAGUGCUGAGACCAGAGCCUGCUGGGUGGCUACCCUCCACAGGGAUCAGAUGGAGGGACCAGAGUCUGAUGUAUUCCGGUUCCGUCUGCCCGUCCCGCCCUUCAUCCUGCUGCCUGGAGCCCAGCUGGAGUUCGCUGUUGUGCAGAAGUGA
This is a messenger RNA of Salvelinus sp. IW2-2015, 1028 nucleotides long. RefSeq names its product protein phosphatase 1 regulatory subunit 3D. Lineage: Eukaryota; Metazoa; Chordata; Actinopteri; Salmoniformes; Salmonidae. The record is from RefSeq and is a predicted model, not a curated record. Gene Ontology annotation, cellular component: protein phosphatase type 1 complex. Gene Ontology annotation, biological process: regulation of glycogen biosynthetic process. Gene Ontology annotation, molecular function: protein phosphatase 1 binding; glycogen binding.